AAUUUUUUUAUUUUUUAUUUUUUUAAAUCUUUCAAGAAUUUAUUAUCGAAAUACAGACGUAAUGGUUGCUACAUCAACAUCCAAUAACCAUACAAUUUUAUACACUGGCCUGUAGGGCUUAAAUAGAUAUGGAAAUCAUGCAUGUCCGAUUCUAUUUCACCCAAUGGAAAACAUAAUAGGUUCAUGCCCAUAAUACCAAUCAGGGCUAUCACUUGCACAUUACCAAUCCGCUAAACAUCAGCGGCUUACUCUCCCUCAAUGUAACCUGUGUGCUAAUGAGGUAUCCUGUAUGUGUUUAAGAUGUCUGUAAUGGAGAGUGCUUCCCUUGAUCUUAAAAGGAUCCUAUAGUGCCAGGAAAACAAACCCAUUUUACUGGCACUAUAGGCUCUUGGAAUGCCCCCCUCCCUUGGCGCUGAAACCGUUAAAACCCCUUCAGCCACUUACCUUAAUCCAGCGCCAGGUAAACUCUCCUCCUCCGCCGACGUUGGCUCCCGAGUGGUGCCGAAUGCGCAUGCGCGGCCAGAGGCGCGCACGCAUUCAAACCUGCUCAUAGGAAAGCAUUACUCAAUGGUGUCCUAUGUGGAUCUUAUUUGACGCUGGACUCUGUGAGGACUGUAAAUCGCAGGAGCGGCCUCUAGUGGCUGUCAGGGGAGACCGCCACUAGAGGCUGGAUUAACCCUGCAAUGUAAACAUAGCAGUUUCAAUCAACUAGAGGAACCUGCCACGCAGACCACUUCAUUGAGCUGAAGUGGUCAGGGUGCCUAUAAGUGGUCCUUUAAGAACAGCUUGAACUGGAAAAAGGUAAUAUAAUUUAUAUACAGUCCAAGAACAUUGUGCAUUAUUGAAAAAAGUUAAACCGCUCUGGUCUAAUGCAAAUUCAUAUGCUUAUUUUUUUUGUAUGCACAGGUUUGUCUUUGUCUCUGGAAAGGAGUGACUGUGCCAGCAUCUCAUCCCGUUUCUUAGCCAUGGUCCAAACACCUGCUGUCAGGUCUGUAUUUGGGCAUGCUUUCCUCUGGGUACACCCUUAUAGCAUAGCUGUUCAUUUACACACAAAAAAAUACUUCUCCUUAACAAAAUUUUGAUGCUUUUGUUUGUUGUUGUUUUGUUUUUUUUGGCUAUGCAUUUUUCAAGAUUUUUUUAAUACUCUGUAAUAAUUUUAAAGGAGCAUUUGUGGAACCAAAUAAUUAAGGCAUUUGGUGUAUUACUUAUGCGCCUGUAAUCUAACUGCUCAAUUAUCUGCCACUGGGGAGUUAUUAUCGCAAUUUAUCUUGCGCCAACAAAUUCUGUAGCGCUUUACAAUGUUAUGAGGGGGGAUUUAACUAUAAAUAGGACAAUUACAAGAAAACUUACAGGAACGACAGGUUAAAGAGAACCCUGCUCAAACAAGCUUACAGUCUAUAGGAGGUGGGGUAGGAAAUAGCAAUCAAAUAAGGUGGGACUGAAGCAGAGCUGGAGGAGAGAGUAAAGUGCUGCCCUUUAGGAGAGAGCAAGAGACAGGUAUGUGAGGUAGAGGUUACUCUGGGAGGCCAUAAGCUUUCCUAAAGAGAUGGGUUUUAAGGCACUUCUUGAACUAUUGAAGACUAGGGGAGAGUCUGAUGGUGGUAGGCAGACUAUUCCAUAGGAAGGGAGCCACCCGCGAGAAGUCCUGCAAACGUUAGUUGGCCAUAUGGGGGCGAGCAGCGGAUAGGAGGUGGUCACGGGCAGAGUGGAGAGACCGAGAAGUAGCAUACCUAUGGAUCUGUGAAGAGAUAUGAGGGGCUAGAAUUGUUCAGUGCUCUAUAGAUAUGGAUUAGCACUUUGAAUUGACUCCUAUAGGAUACAAGAAACUAAUGUAAGGACUGACAGAGGGGUGAGGUUUGAGAGGACAGAGUAGAGAGGAAAAUCAGUCUGGCAACGGCAUUUGGAGAGGGUUACAAUGCGGGAAAUUACUAGAGCAUGGACAAGCUCCUUGGUAGCAUCUUGCGUAAGAAAGGGCCGAAUGUGGGCUAUGUUUUUAAGAUGGAAUCUACAGAAUUUGGCAACAUACUGGAUAUGUAGCUCAAAGGUGAGGCCAGAGUCACGUAUGGACUUAUGUGGAUACCACUAACUUGAAGGGAAAGUGAAAGAGGAAGGUCAGUAUUAGGAAGAGGAAAGGCAAAAAGCUCAGUUUUAGAGAAAUUGAGUUUCAGAAAGCGGAAGAACAUCCAGUCAGAGGUGGAAGAAAGGCAAGCAUUGACAUGUUGGGAGUUGAAUCACUUUUGUUACUGUUUAUGCAGCCCUAGGCACACGUGUCCUGGCUUGACUCACACAGCCUCCAUGAAAAGAAGAUAUAAUUUUUAAUUAGACCAGAAUGCUUUCCUUGAUCAACAGGAAGUUGUCUCCUACUCUGUUAAAUGAACUUUAUUCACACACAGGGUGCUAGAAACUAAUUAUCUGUUGCUAUAUGUGUGUUCUCCUACAGUGAUGGUGUGUCCUACACAUUAACAAAAUCGAAUGGUGUGCUCAGCUCAGACACUGCAUUUCAGGCCUUAAAAAUGGAUAUGACCAGUCCUUUAGUCCACAAUAUAGAUAUGAUGGAUCAGGAAGCUACUAGCCCUCAAAAGUCUGUUUACAGCCAGCGGAAAAGAAAGCAACCCACGGAAAGUAACAAGAUGGGCAGAGUGGGACUGUGUUUUUCUCCAAUUUUAUCAAAUAUACGAAAAACCCAAUCGGUGCAUGAUCUUGUACAUGAAGGUGAGUCUGAGACUUUAUGAACUGUGUUACUUUAGGAUUUACUAGUAAUACAUUUUUCACCACUUUGCAGACACCUAUUCUUCUCACACCUUCAAGUAUGUGUAGCUGUGGCCUCAAGAUGAAGUGCCCUGGGUGACGUUAGUGGUCCUUAAUGAGAUAUUGUCCCUUUUUCUUUGUGAAUACAUUAUGACAUAAUAUGUUUGGACUCUUAUAAUUGUUGCAAUAGAGAGAUUUGUAGAGCGCCACUUAGUGAUGCCCAAAUGAUGUGGUUUACAACAGGGUAAUAGUAAUAAAACUAACUAAUUUAACAUGGAGAUGAUAAGGUUUCCAUUGCCUUAAUGAUUUGUUCAAAGCAGGAAGGGGUAGAUUAUAGUCACAAUAAUUAAAUAAUAUUAUAUCUACAGCUUGCACAUUUGCCAUGAUGAAGUGAUGGUGUUUUAUUUUAUCUUAUUCUUAUGCGCAUCAUUUCUAUGUAAAUAUAUAAAACGUUUGCAUUUAGACUCUAUGUGGGCAGAUAGGACUUAAGACAGUAAUGCUGAAUAAUUGAAGGGCAAGAAUGAAGACAGAUUUCAGUAGUGCAGUUAUUUAUUUAAUUUAUUAGAUAUUUUUUUUAAUGUUGCUUAUCUGCCUCAUUGUUUUCCGUUUUCCACACACAAUUAAAUCAUACAAAACUGAGUUUGACAUAUUUUUUAUUAUUUAACAUAAAUCUGAAUCCGGUAAGGUCAGGGUUUUUUAUUUCUUUUGUAGGUGAUAAAUCCUUAAACAAUGGAUGUGCCGUCAAACUGCGUCCUCAAACUCAGACAGCUGCAGAAAAGGAGCAAAAGGCCAAUCACCGCCGUACCUUGCCUGCUACACUUGGGAAAGUUGAAUAUGGUCAGCUAGGGGCAUUCCAAGGAAAGGACAUGAAACCAUCUAAAGGCCGGUCCUACAUGAGUCCAACAACUAGCUCCAUUGCCAAAAUAACUCGGAGUGUAUCUAUGGGGGAAAAUUUAAAUAUUGGAAAUGCUCAUGAACCAUCUGAAGGAAAGAGCAACUUGGAACCAGAGGGAGGAAAUCUUCCUAUCCCAUUAGAGUCUGAAAAGAACCGACAGUUGUUGAAGGAAAACGUUGUAAAACCUGUUUUGCAGCCUGUUGCAAACUGCUUGCCAAAGACUUUUCAGGCAAAAAAUCGGGCACAUUUGACACUAGACAUUGGAAAAUCAUUGCCUGAUCGACCUUUACUUUCAUUUGGUAGAAACAGAGGCUCAUUUGAAGUGGAAUCACCCAAAUCUCCAGCAGGAAGCUGGAAAACAAGACUCUCCUUCCCAGACCAAACAUACAGGAGCAGUGUUCAAGAUUUUGCAGGGUUUGAAAAUCAUAGCCCUUUGGAGGAUUCUGGUUAUAAAAAAUGUAGUGAAGAGGAGGACAUUCUCCUCUCCAGACUUUGUGAACCUCAGGAAAGAGUGAACUUAGAUGCUGAAAACUUGAAACCCUUUCAGAGAGUUAGAUCAUCUACUAUUGGUCACACUUCAGAUUACCAUUCAGGACUCUAUCCUGUAGAGCCCAUCAGACCAAGGUCUCCCUCACUCAGUGCAGCAUCAGCAUUGGACUCAGGUGGGCACAGAGGUCCACCUUUGGUGGUAUCUACUUUUCUGUCUUAUAUCUGUUUGAGUCCCCUCACUAUUCCAUCUCCUCUUUCUUCGUCCAGCCUUUGUCCUGUCUCAUCUUGUCCACGCCUGUCUCGUUUCAUAAACCACCCCCAGAAUGGUGAGGCACUUGUUUUUAGUCUUUUCUUUGGAUUUGCUUUUUCAUUUUUUCUGAUUUGUUAUUCCCAGCACCACUUGUUGUGGAAGUGUGACAUAGCUUAUAUUCUAAAGCCAUGUGAAUAACUAUUCUUUCACAAAAUAUAGACAAAGUACAUACUUGAUCAUAAAUGAGCCAAACAUUAAAAAAAAAUGCACUUAAAGGGUUACUCCAAACACCAUGACCACUUCAGUGAUUUGAAGCUUUCUACAAUGGAUAUGCAGAAGGGCAAUUUGAAAUGACAUAAACAUAAGUUAAAUUGUAGACAACUCUUGUCUGCUGUUUACUGCAAAUUUCAAUUUCAAUUUUUUUUUAGUUUAGGUGCUCUCAUUUAUGCGCAUAUUAAACAUACUAUUCCAACUCCUUGUUUUUUUUGUUUUGUUUUUAAAUUGUUUUGGAUCUCCCAUCAGAGUGGUUUCAAAUGUUUUCGGGCCAUUAGCAAUUUUAUUUAACCCCUUAAGGACACAUGACCUGUCACGAUUCCCUUUUAUUCCAGAAGUUUGGUCCUUAAGAGGUUAAAGGAAAUCUAUAGUGUCAGGAAUACAAAUGCUGCCCACGCUCUGCUUCCUUGACUGAGAUCAUCAAACUUGAUGAUCUUAGCCAAUCCAAUGCUUUUCCAUUGGGAGGCAUGUGUGACAAAACGCCACUCUGUGCCAAUCAGCAUCUCCUUAUAGAGUGCAUUGACUCUAAGUUCAGAGUCUCCAUGCAGCACUAAACUAGGAAGCACCUCUAGUGGCUGUCUGAGUGACUACAACUAGAGGUGUCCUUAGGCAUUAUAUUAAAAUGCCUGCAAGGACAUACUAUACCCACCAGAGCAUCUACAUUAAGCUGUAGUUAUUCUGGUGACUAUAGUGUCCCUUUAAAUGAACACUCCAAGCAUCAUAACCACUACAUUUUCCUGCAAUAGUUAUGCUGCUAGGAGUGCCCCAGGUUUGACUUCUUACCUAUUUUUUGCCCACUUUACUAAUGAUGACGGAGAGCCAGUUACUCCCAAGCUAAGCAAAGCCCCGCUAAUAUCUCUUUGACGAUGACCUAAGCCCUAAUGUGCGUUGAGUGCUUUUCAAACCAUUGAUAUGUUUAAGGGUUUUAUACAUUUAUUAUUUAUUUUAUAAAGUUUAGACCUGUGACUUUUUUAUGGUGAGAAAAUUCAGUUUAGACAAAAAUGUUUCAGGGCGCGCUAAUUUGAACCAAAUGUCGGUUCAGCUCGGUUGAAUUUUGGUACUGAAAAACUGAUUCGGUAAUGUCAAACAAAUAUUUUGAAGUACUCUGAUAGGUGCAUUUUUUUCUCCCUUCGGUUCACAGUUCAAGUGAGAAAAAGUAGCAAUAGUGGGAAAAAUAGAAAAAAAGAAGUAAAAAGCAGUAAAAAGAAAAUCAUUAUUUAUAUAUUAAAUAUAUAGGUACAGAUUAUUUAUAUGUUUUCUGCUUCUUUUUUUCUUCUAUUAGUCAUGUGUCACUUGAUCUGUGAUUAAAAUUAACAUUUCAAAAGAAAAAAUGAUUAUAAAUAGGAUGGCACAAAUGAGAGAAGGAUCUUAGUACAUGCAGCAACCAACAAAAGCAAAUCCUGGUAAAACGAUUUGAACAUAAAAUAACUUACAGUAGUGAUGGUGCGCAACAACAACAACAACAAAAAAUCGUAUUCACUAUGGACCUCUUAUAGAGAGUGAAAGUAACCCUGUGUACAUGAAAUGAGGUGUUUAUAGAGUGGAAAUAUUAUAAAUAAUUUAAAACCAAACAGUGGUUGUGGUAAAACAAAUCACCAUCUGUAGGUAUACUUGCAAACAUGGAAAUCACUCUGAUACCUAUUAAGGAGACAAAAACAAAAAGAGAGCUCCUAGUGCAGCAUAGUAAUUAACUUAUAAAUAUAUAAAAUAAUGCAAACAGAGGUGCCCUUUAGAUGUUACACUCACAAGAUUGGAGUGGUAAAAGAACCACUCGUUGCUAUAGCACUCAGGGAGGAUCAGCCCCUAGAGUGUGUGGGAUCCGUGGAAAGGAAGCUUGCAAUCCGGAUCUCAGGUAAGUAUACUUUAUUAAUAAUAAUUUAAAAAUAGCAAAACUUCUUGUGGAGUUAGUUAGUCCGCUCACCAGCCUCAGGAAUCCGCAAAGAAAGUUCCAUAUACUCAUGUAAUGUAAAAAAAUCUUCUGGCUGCUAUCCUGGCUGCUGUUGCCGACUGUCUCCAAAUCACUUCCUGGUUCCGGGUCCGUAAUGCAUUUCGCCCCACCCACAGGGCUUUGUCAAACGGCUGAUGCUUCCUCCCACUAUCCUGUGUCUUAUAUACACCAGCCCAUGUUACCAACCAUUUUAAAAUCAAUACAAACUUUCUCAUCAACAUUUCAGAGUCCAAAAUAAGUCUCUUAUUAGUAGCACUGCUGAUCCCAGUGCCAACUGAUAGAAAUGGGGUCUCAGAUAUUUACAACUAUGAAUAUAUAUAUAUAUAAAAAAAAAUUAAAACGUGGAACAAAAACACAUAUUUCUGUGGGCAAUAAGAAACCCUACAAAAACUUAUUUUACUCAAUUAGCAUUAUGAAUUUAAGUAACUAUAUACACAUUUAAAAUUCUAAAUAAAAAAGACAAUUUCUUUUCUUAAAGUGGCAGCACACAUUCUCAUAAUACUACUAAAAAUCCAUCUAAAACCUAAUUAGGGAACAAAAAAGAGGAGGAAAACAGAAAAAGGGGAAAGAGACAGGACCGAUAGUUCCGAUAGGGAUUAAUAAUAUCUCCUCACACAUCCUAACAAACAGUGAGAUAAUGGUCCUUAAUAAGGGUCUUAAGUUUGCACCUAUGCGGCACUUUAAUCCAUUUUCUGCAUACAUUGAUCUGAUGAAAUAUGGCCGGAGAUUGGCUAUUAAAAAGUUUUUUUUUUAAAUACAAAUUUUAUUACAGAACAAAAGAUUGAUGAAGUAGAUAGUUUUAAACAUACAAAUUUUCAUAAUAAAUCAAAUUUUAACCCUAGUCACCUCAAACAUGGCAGCAUUGAGGCAUUUGAGAAGGCAGUUUUUAAUGAUUUUAAGAAACUGGAAAAAAGGAAUAAGAAUUGGAACCUUACACAUGGUGAAAUGGCAGCCCUUAGAGGUCUGAGAGAAAAUGAUCACAUUGUCAUCAAGCCCGCAGAUACAGGCGGUAGCUUGGUGAUAAUGGACACUGAGAAAUAUUUGGCUGAAUGUGCACGCCAAUUAGAGGAUACUGAGGUUUAUACAAAACUCAAUGGAGAUCCGUUGGGGAAGAUGAGAAGAUCCUUAACAGCACUUUUGGAUAGAGGUAAACUGGCGUGUAUCCUGAAACAAAAGGAAUAUGAAUUUUUGAAUGUUGAAUCACCAAGGACCCCAGUUUUUUACAUUCUACCAAAGGUGCAUAAGGAUUUCCACAACCCACCAGGAAGACCGAUUGUCUCGGGGAUUGGCUCUAUCUCGAACAAUUUAUCGAAAUAUAUUGAUUCCUUUCUUCAACCAGUGGUUUUUAAAACUAAGUCCUUUCUGAAAGAUACAACAGACAUCCUGAGGAUGCUGAGAGACUUAGAAUGGAAGGAGGGAUAUUGCCUGGUAACCUAUGAUGUUACUUCUCUAUACACAUGUAUACCACAUGAUAUACGAUGUGCAGCAGUCAAGUAUUUCUUAGAACAAAAUCAGACACACUUACCUGCACAAAUUGAUUUCUUAGUAGAAUGUAUUAGAUGGACUCUGAAUAACAAUUACUUCUGGUUUGACUCUAACUUUUAUUUACAGAUUAGAGGGACGGCGAUAGGUAGCACUUACGCACGCACCCAGCUAUGCGGAUAUUUGUAUGGCCCACUGGGAGAAUUAUUUUAUUUAUAAUGAACAUAGCUGGACUGCGCGGGUGCGGGCAUAUCACCGUUAUAUUGAUAAUAUGAUUUUCAUAUGGGAAGGCACAGAAGACCAACCUUUUAGAGAUUUUUUAGAAUACCUAAAUAAUAAUACUUGGGGUAUACGCCUUACAAGUAAUAUCAGCACUUUAUGUAUUGACUUUUUAGAUCUCAAGAUAUACAUAGAAAAUGGGGUCCUGAAAACACAGCCUUUUUUUAAAAAAGUUGAUGUGAAUGGCUAUGUUUUAUAUCACAGUGGGUACUAUUCACCAUGGCUUAACAACAUACCCAAGGGCCAACUACUUAGGUUGAAACGGAACUGUACAGAGGAAAAAGUGUUUGAUCAGCAGGCUGAAGACCUUUUUAAGAAAUUUAGGGAAAAAUCCUAUCCACAAGAUCUCCUAAAAAAAAGCUUUUAAUGAGGUGAAACCAAUUGCACAAAUAGAUCUAAUUCAAAAAGAAAAAGUGAAAAAUAUGAAACAGGAAAGAUUUAAUGAAGUGUUAGUCUUUGAUUUUAAUAAUCAGCAUAAAUAUUUGAAAAAAAAUAUCAACAGAUUCUGGCCAAUAUUAAAAACAGACAAAGACUUAAGUGGGCUACUCCCGUCCAAACCCAAAAUUACGUUUAGGGGGGCUCAGAGUUUAAGAAGCAAUCUUGUACAUAGUUACUUGAGAGAAAAACCUAAGAGAGUAAUGGCGAAUUUCCUAGGACACUCCAUUGGUUUCUACAGAUGCAAGAUGUGUCUUGUCUGUAGGAAUAUGGGGAAUAUCAAAGAGAGCAAAGUGGAAAAAUUUAGAUCAGAGAGAACGCAAAGAGAAUUCAAAAUUAAAGAGCACAUUACUUGUCACAGCAAUAAUGUGAUCUAUUUGUUGAAAUGUCCAUGUAGACUGGAGUAUGUGGGAAGGACGACCCGUCCACUCCACAUAAGGAUAAGAGAACAUAUUUAUAACAUUAGAAAAGGAUUAGAAAGUCAUAGUGUCUCAGAACAUUUUAAGAAAGUACAUGGACAGGAUCCACGGGGACUAGAGUUCAUAGGUAUUAAGAAGGUACAGCGGGACUGGAGGGGAGGUGAUUUUAUUCGUAAGAUCGGACAGGAAGAGAUGAGAUGGAUCUUUCAAAUGGAAACACUAACUCCGUCCGAUCUUAACAAAGAUUUUGAACUUUGUAAUUUUCUGUAGUAUUUUGUGAUCUUAAAUUGUAUUUAUAUUUUUAUGUAGUAUAUAUUUUUUACUUUUUUACUGACUGCUACAUCAUGAACAUAUUUAUUUAUAUUCGCAAUGCUAAUUAAACAAAAAUAUUUUUGGGGAAUUUCUUAUUACAUAUAGAAAUAUGUGCAAAAUUUGGUUUAGGCAACAUACCCCCUUUUUUCAAGUUUUAAGUAUUUUCAAAAGUAGUUGUUUCUUUUUCUCUUUUUUGCUAAAACAAAUGAGCUGCCAUGAAAUAAGUUUCAAAGUGCUAAAUACCCCCACUUAUGUAGGGGUGUAUAUGUUUUUUGUUCCCUAAUUAGGUUUUUAGAUGGAUUUUUAGUAGUAUUAUGAGAAUGUGUGCUGCCACUUUAAGAAAAGAAAUUGUCUUUUUUAUUUAGAAUUUUAAAUGUGUAUAUAGUUACUUAAAUUCAUAAUGCUAAUUGAGUAAAAUAAGUUUUUGUAGGGUUUCUUAUUGCCCACAGAAAUAUGUGUUUUUGUUCCACGUUUUAAUUUUUUUUUAUAUAUAUAUAUAUUCAUAGUUGUAAAUAUCUGAGACCCCAUUUCUAUCAGUUGGCACUGGGAUCAGCAGUGCUACUAAUAAGAGACUUAUUUUGGACUCUGAAAUGUUGAUGAGAAAGUUUGUAUUGAUUUUAAAAUGGUUGGUAACAUGGGCUGGUGUAUAUAAGACACAGGAUAGUGGGAGGAAGCAUCAGCCGUUUGACAAAGCCCUGUGGGUGGGGCGAAAUGCAUUACGGACCCGGAACCAGGAAGUGAUUUGGAGACAGUCGGCAACAGCAGCCAGGAUAGCAGCCAGAAGAUUUUUUUACAUUACAUGAGUAUAUGGAACUUUCUUUGCGGUUUCCUGAGGCUGGUGAGCGGACUAACUAACUCCACAAGAAGUUUUGCUGUUUUUUAAUUAUUAUUAUUAAUAAAGUAUACUUACCUGAGAUCCGGAUUGCAAGCUUCCUUUCCACGGAUCCCACGCACUCUAGGGGCUGAUCCUCCCUGAGUGCUAUAGCAACGAGUGGUGCUUUUACCACUCCAAUCUUGUGAGUGUAACAUCUAAAGGGCACCUCUGUUUGCAUUAUUUUAUAUAUUUAUAAGUUAAUUACUAUGCUGCACUAGGAGCUCUCUUUUUGUUUUUGUCUCCUUAAUAGGUAUCAGAGUGAUUUCCAUGUUUGCAAGUAUACCUACAGAUGGUGAUUUGUUUUACCACAACCACUGUUUGGUUUUAAAAUAUUUAUAAUAUUUCCAUUCUAUAAACACCUCAUUUCAUGUACACAGGGUUACUUUCACUCUCUAUAAGAGGUCCAUAGUGAAUACGAAUUUUGUUGUUGUUGUUGUUACGCACCUUCACUACUGUAAGUUAAAAUUAACAUUUAGUGACAUCUAGCUGUCUAUCAUAUUUUUGUUCAGGUGGAAUUCAGAAUUACGAAACAAUCAUGCUCAGACUUUGCACGUUUUGGUUGGUUCCUGAUUUGGGUAUAUUUCAGAUCAGGAAUUCAACUGAUCACCCGAUCUGCCCAAAUUCGGAUGAGUUGGAUGAGUUGAGCCCAGAACAAAUCUCUAAGUCUAGAAUUCACCCACAAAACGUCUAUGAUAGCCUAUUUGCCUGAUAAAACACAUGGUUUUCAGAUCUACAUGUGUAUUAUUAUUGGAAGAGUCAUAUAAAAAUGUACAAUUGGUAGUUUGUUUUUUUUAAGAGUUACUACAAUCUCCAUGACUACUUCUGUUUUUAGUAGUGUUCAUAGAGCAAGCAAUCUAUAUGUGCAGCAUUUCAGUUUGAAAAGUUGCCUAUACAGUGUAAUCUGUUUUGUGCUGCAGUCCAGUUGCAAAAAGACAUCAAUUGCCAUGCACUGCGCGCUGGCAACCUUUGUAAUGGGCUUCUACCCUUGCAGCCAGCGCUGUGUGCGCACCUAAAAGGAGACGCCUGUAUGUCCAUUCAUUCCCUCUUGCCAUCCGUCUUAGGCCUUCCUGCCUCCCUACAUAGGGAGCAAAGGUUUCUUGAUAAGAAGCAUUUGAUUGGACAUCAAAGAGGGAAACAGCGAUGUGGCGUGGAAAGCAUCGAGGAGAACUUCACAUGGUGCUGGACUUCAGGUAAGUUAAAUCUUAUUUUGCAGGAUUUUUCAUUCAAAAUGAGGAAGGAAGGACCAAGUUACUACUGCCCAAUAGGGCAUUUUAAAUUGAAUAAAACAAAUAGCGAAAAACAGUUGGAGAAACCUUCUAAAGCCCCAUCUCAGCGGCAUAUUCUGCUUCCCUUUGUUUAGCCCUCUGUGUGUUCAUGUGAAGCCCUGAUAUAGAUUUUACAAGCUUCUAUAGAACAUCAUAAACACAAUACUGUGUCAUUUAUUUGCAUAAAUCUGAUUAUAUAUCCAUUAAUCAUACUUCUGGCCUGUUGUGUUUCAGUAGGACCAAUCAGCUUUGAACAGUGUGAAAUGAUUGCAUCAGAGCUGCAGGACAGCCUCCGCAAGGCAAUGUGUUUGUACAGAUCGGUGAGUGAACCAGCUUCUUAAAGGGACACUCUGAAUCUCAACAGCAUCUUAGCUUACUGAAAUUUUGUGAAGUGUCCUUUUUUUCCAAUUUACAAAACAAGCAGAUUUCAAUAGAAGUUGAACAGGUGAUAUGACUGGUGACAUGUAACGGUCUUCUCUUUCUCCACCAUGUCACUAUUACCCAUUUUUUACUAUGUCAAAAAUUACAUUACUGGAAUUGUUAUUUCUCCCUCAAUAUUAUAGUGGGGGUCUGUGCACCACUUGGGACUUUACCCUAGAUCAGCACCGCCCUCUGUGGGAACAAACUAUAGUGGUUAUUGUACAGAGAGUCUUGGGUGCUGCCACUCCUGGUUUGUGUCAAAAUGCUCUCAGUGCUCAGUGCCCCAAUGCUCUCAGUGCUAUCAUUGCUAUCCAAAGCUUGUUCGCUGUGGCUUGGCAAGCACAGAAGUGGAGAGGCAAAGCCUUUGGGGACCAGAAAAAUCCCAUUCUUGUUAAACUAGUAAAAUGUGAUUCCAAGGGGCAGCUCUCAAAGAUGCUACACCAUAACCACUACCACCAGCUUUAGUAGUUAAGGUGCUUAAAGAAACUCCAGUCCACUAAACCACUGAAGGUGAGUGAAUGUUGUUUUAAUAAUGAAAUGGGAUGCUCUAGAUCAAGCAUGUCAAACUCAAAGUCUGGAUCGUGCUAUAUAAACAAGGUUCAAGCUUAUGUGGGCCGCAAAAAAAAAGAAAAAAAAAUAUUGUAAAUUUUCAUAAAAAAGGAAGGCUUAUUUUAAAAAGUACAGUAUAAAAAAUCCUCCAGCAUCCCCCUCUUCUAAACUACAGCACCCCCUCUACUAAAUCCCAGCCACCCCUCACACAUAUUCACUCACUGACAGACACACAAAUACACACACACUGACACACACACUGACAGACACACCCAAAUACUCACUGACAGACACACACAUACUUGCUGACAGACACACGCUCACAUACACACAUACUUAGACACACACACUGACAGACACACACAUACUCAGACAGAUAUACACACACAUAUUCACAGGCACACACGCAUACUAACAGACAGACACACACACACACAUAAACAUACUCACUGACAGACACACACAUACUUGCUGACACACACACACACACUCACUGACAGACACACACACAUACUCACAGACACACACACAUACUCACUGACAGACACACACACAUACUCACUAUCAGACACACACACACACACUCACUGACAGACACACACUCAUUGACCGACAGACACAUACUUGCUAACACACACAUACUCACAGACAGACAGACACACACACAUUCUUGCACACACCUUAUGGAGCCGAUGUGGGGCAUUUCCCUGGGGUCUUCCUGCCCCCUCGCGCGGUUUAGUGCUGCCGGGUGCCGGAAUAUGACGUCAUAUUCCGGGUGCCCGGCUUUACUUCAGAUGAUGCACGCGAGGGAGCAGUGAGAAGCAGGAACACUGAUCUCCCUCGCUGGCCCUCCUCCCCGUCCGGGUAAAUGAGCAGAGUAGGCACCUGCAAUGUGGGGAAAGCAGGUGCCUACCCUGCUAUAACACCAGCAUGUACUUGCGGCUCGCUGGGCCGCAAAGAUGGUCCUUGUGGGCCGUGAGUUUGACAUGCUUGCUCUAGAACUAAAACUAAAAAUGAACACUCCUGACUGAUAGACAGCCUGUAGAUGUAACCAAGGACUUGCAUAAAAUCUUUUAUUUUUUUUUUGUGCCAACACUUUUAUAAAAUAAGAAAUAAAUCAAGGCGACCUUCAGUUAAAAACUAAAGCACUUCAGCAAGAUGAAGUGCCUUAAGGGACUAUAAAGCCUCUUCAAGUAAAAUUGAUUCAACAUGAAUAAACUGACAUUAAAUAAGAUGCUUUGGUAAAGUAAUUGGUAAAAAAAAAAAAAUUCAUUUUCUCCUACACAAAAUCAAUGUUCUAAAUGGAAAGAGAAAUGUUUAAACUAAAUGCGUGUGUGACUGAUCAUUAUUUUGCCAAACCAUAAAACCACAUGUUAUCUGCCUUAGGUGACCACAGCUGCUCCUUCAACAAAUUUAGACCGUAACAAGAUUGCUGGCCUCCUGAUAGAAACAUUUGGCAUUGUUAAGAGGGAGCUGGAUUCCUUGAAAGACGGCGAGAGUCAGUCAGUCAUUGUAGAGAAGCUAUCCCCUCAAGUGACUGAGGUGACAACUGAAACAAGUGAAGUUCCAGUAGAUGAAGGCUCUUCAGUAACAUCUGGUGGCAGGCGACUUGGUGAUGAUAAGACUCUUGCUCUGCUGCAGCAGUACUCUGAACUUUUACUGCAAGCAGUGGAGAAAAGGAUGGACAAAAAACUCUAAUAAAUUGAUACAUAAAUCCCCAGCUGUUUGUUGUGAAUGGCAAAUAAUCACUCCAUGGGCUGUUAGUUAAUAGCAGUCUUCAAUGUGAGCGAAGAUAAAAGCAGAUAUGAUUUUUCUAAAUUUGUUACAGCAAACCAGCAGCACUUGUCUCAAAAACUGGCCCCAUUUUGGUCAGGGCCAAUGAUUACUGUUCUGUUUCUGCUUUCUUUUUAUUUGCAGAUGCACAGAACAUUUUUUUUAUUAUUAUAAUUAUUCAUUAACAAAACUUUUCUAAAGUGUUUUUAUUUGUUGUGAUUAUAUUUUUAAGUUAUUGAAUUGGAUUUUAUGUGUUUGUUUUGCGAUCUUAGUUUUUGCUCUUGUGAGGGACAGUUCAGCAAUAUGUCAGUUGGGUGCUUCAAUCUUUUUUACUGGUUCCUAGGUCACGCUGGUAGAAAGAGGCUUAAGACAACAGUCAGUUUAUUGAACGUUGGCGUUUGCUUUCAGUUUACAUGGUAAGCUUUGUAUUAUUGCUGCUUUGGCCAUGUUUUAUACAUAUACAUAUAUAUAUUGGGCACUUUUGGUCCCUCCUACUCCCUGUCUGAUGUUCUUUCAUUCAGAUUUAAUGUGUUGAUGGCAGGAGAGAAAGCUAAAUGGUUUGUUGUCUUUGAUCCUUGAGGGAUUCACACCUUCCCCAUUACCAAGACAAUAAAGUCAUAUUAAGGCCGAAUGGAUUCUCAGUGUAUUUGCUCUGCAUACAUUUGAUAACCCCUUCCCCCAACCCCCAUGCACUGAAAAUGUUAACCAGCAUGCACAAUCUUAUAAUCCACAUCCAAUUUGGUUCUUUUUUUUGCAUCCAUUGUUUUGCAUGCUAUAUUAAGGUCAUUCAGUCUGUUACUGUAUAUUCCCAGGCCUUAAAUCUCCAUCACUUCCUCUUAUUACAGAAACUCCUCAAAAGGUCUGCAUUACUACUCCGCAAAUGACCAUCAUCUCGUUUGCACAUAUUCUGCUUACUACAUCUGACCUAUAUAAACACCAUGAAAAACUCAGCAGCACUACACCUGAUUUUGACAUCUUUUCAUCCCUCAACCCAAAGGUUCUUAAUUCCCCAAAAUUGGAUGUUUCUAUUGCUUCUUCCAAAUAUCUGCUUUAGAAUGCUUUUGUGUCUUAUUCAAAGCUUUGGUUGUUGUCUGUUUAUCAUAUCUGUGAUUUAAUAUAAUUUUGUAAAAGUACCCCAGUAUACUUUUUUUUUUUUAAUUAUGUUUAACUUUUGUGAAAUCUGAGAUGAAACAUUAAAAAUAGUUCAUUUUGUAAAUAAUGAAAGUUGAGUCCUACUAUCCCUAGUAGCACCUUGUUCUAUCUGUGGUGCAAAAAAAAUGAUAUUUAUACUUUGUUUUCUUUCUCCUAUCCAACUUUACCAAUUUUGUUAAAUUAUGUAUGGAAUACACAUGCAAUAGGAGAACGGUUUAUGAAAUAAGCAGGGAAGAGAAGAAAUGUAACAAUGUUUCGAUUUACUCUCUUUACUUGCAAUGUUUGCCCUGUCUUUGCCUUGUCUAAACUGUAUUAUGAUGUUACUUGCUAAAUAUUUUAAAUAAAUGUAAACGAAAAUGGAGCAUCUUAAGGGGAGAAAAAAAGGUUAACACAAGUAAGAUAAGAUUUUUCAGUGUUUUAUUCAAUAAAGUGUUUUUCAGAUAAGUAACCGUUCCAUUUUUAAAAGAAAAACACCCUGGUCUGGGAUCUACCAUUUUAGUGUUAGAGAUGCUCAGCUUUGCACACAAUCCAGGCACUCCAAACACCGUUGUGAAUGCAGAUUUGUAGGUCAGGUAGAAUGUUUGUUUUUGUGUGACCCUAAAUUACCCUUUGUUGAGCUACUGCAAUGGUAUUUUUUUCUUCAUUUCAAGCUGCUAUAAGAAAAAAAAAGCUAUAUACAUCCUGUCUUUCUUCCCUAAACUAAAAUAACUACCAUGUUUGGAAAAGAAAUAAUGCAAAGUUCUUUCUUAACCUUAAAGGGACACUAUAGACAGCCAGACCACUUCAGCUAACUGAAGUGGUCUGGGAACAGUGUCCCUAUUGCACUUAGUGCUGCAAUGUAAAACAUUGCAGUUCCAGAUAAACUGCAAUGUUUACAUUGCAGCACUAAGUCACGUCCAGUGGUUGUCUACCAGACAGCUACUGGAUGCGCUUCCUGGCUGCUAAAGGACUUUUGGUCUGGUAACGGACGCUGGACGUCCUCACACACUGCAUGAGGACAUCCAAUGUUUGCUAUUUCCCAUAGGAAAGCAUGGAUCUAAUUGAUUUAACGAUUUCCUAUAGGGAGAUCAAAUGCACGCAUGCGCAUUAACGUCCGCUUGUCACAGGAUGUCGGAGGAGGUUGAGAAGCGAUCCAGCUCUGAGGGAUGUUGGUGGGGGGGAGUUGCCAGAGGGGGAGGAGGUAGAGAGAGCUAUUAUAGUAUAGUAUCCCAAAAAUAUUUAUUUUCCAAGGCAAAAAUGUUCAUUUAAUGCUAUAGACUAAGAUUUACUAUUUGUAAUGUUAAGUUAAAAGCAAUGAUGGUUUGUGCAUGUUUGUGCUUUGUGGCUUCAUCUGGCACAAAUUAUCAUUAAACAUACCUGAUUCUUACAAAUGUUAAUUAAAUAGAAACAUGCAGGUGUGGUUUUGAAUACUAAUAUUUCCUUAACUUUCAUCAACUAUUGCCUUGUCCCCUUAACUUGUGAGGUAAAGACACCUUGCAAGUUAAAUGAACAUUGUUUAUAAGUAGAUGUACCUAUUUUAUAAUAUUUCUUAAAUUAAAAUUCUUUGUACAACCUUUAGAAGGGGUUAAGGGUUUGCAGACCUCUUUUGAUGAUUGGUUGUGGUUCAAAACUGCUCUGCUUUCAGGCAGAGGUGAGGGAAUUGGAAUGGUAAUGAAUGUGAAUUUUUAAACCCUAAAAUACUAUUCCAUUGUUUUAAAGCAGUUUAAUGGGACACUAUAGUCACCAAAACAACUUUAACUUAAUGAAGCAGUUUUUUUGGUAUAGAUCAUGUCCCUGCAGUCUCACUGCUCAAUUCUCUGCCAUUUAGGAGUUAAAUCACUUUGUUUAUGCGGCUCUAGUCACACCUCCCGGCAUGUGACUUGCACAGCCUUCCUAAACACAGCCUGUAAAGAGUCAUCUAAAGUUUAUCCUUCCUUUAUUACAAGUUAUGUUUAAUUUAGAUUUUCUUAUCCCCUGCUAUGUUAAUAGCUUGCUAGACCUUGCAAGUGAUUAAAGUUCAAUUUACAGAGAAAGAGAUACAAUUGUUUAAGGUAAAUUAUAUAUAUAUUUAUAUUUGAAAGUGAAAUCAGGUUUUUUUUUUGUUUUGUUUUUUCAUGCAGGGUCAGUCAGAGUCAGGGGAGGUGUGACAGGGGCUGCAUAAACAGAAACAAAGUGAUUUAACUCCUAAAUGGCAGUGAAACAUGAGAAGCAUGAUCUAUACACUAAUACUGCUUUAUUAAGCUAAAGUUGUUUAGGUGACUAUAGUGUUCCUCUAAAGCAUGUAUUACUCUUUUUAUUAUUACUGUUUUCAUCAUAUUUGUGAAGCAGCCAAAGAGAAUAAGAGUAAAAGAUUAAAACACUAUGCACUUGAAAUAUCAACUGUAGGAAUUACCUGUCCGAAUUAAUCAGCUUUUUAAUUAAAUCAUUUAAUUGUAGUAAACUGUUUUUCUAGGAAAACUGAGCAAUUUUUUCUUGUAUAUGGAAUCUUGACCCUGACAUAAAUAUAUGCACAAGUCCGGUCAGGGCUAACCUUGGCACCCCAGAUUUUAGGUGGCCCCUGAACGUAAAUAAAAAACACUCUAAGAGGCAUAACCACUACAAUGUGCUGUAAUGAUUAUGGUUCCAUGAGUGCCCUGGCACUCCCUCCCCAUUGUAUGUACUCAAACCAUUUUUAGAAUGGGAUGACUUAUUACCUGGAGUCCACCUGACUCUGCUUGCUGCCUCUACCACUGACUGGGAACCAGAAGCUGCCAUUAGCUCUCCUGAGUUAAGAUCUGCAAUGCAAGAUAUGAUCAUUGACUGAGUGUGUCAACUGACCACUCUAAACCAAGGCGCUAAGAUCUGCACUGCAGCGCUUAGCUGAAGGCAGAGAGCUUCUGGCUCUCCAUCGUCGGUAGUGGAGGUGAGGGUGGGCACCCAGCAGACCCCAGGUAAAAGGGACAAAAGAGUUCUAGUACAGUUUGACUACAUACAAUGGGGAACAGUGCACUCCUGGUACCGUAACCACUACAGCGUGUUAUACUGGUUAUUGUGCUUAAAGUGUUCAUUUAACAUCACAAAGCUAGUGGAGUAUCUUGGGAAAAUCUAGCUUGCAGAAAUGUGCUUGUUCAUUACUACUUUAUGCUGUUGGAUUUGACUAGACUAGAAGGUCUCUGGGCAAUCUAUACGCUUUUUUUGGAUCAGUAGGUAUUGCACAGAGUGUAAACAGUAAAUCUUCCUUAAGCAGCCCCUAAAAAAUAAUUCAUUUAAACAUAGUUUUUCUACAUGUUACAUACUGGCCACUAUUUUAUGUAAUGUACGCAAAUAAUGAAAUUAAACUAUUAACGGGAACCAUAACUGCUAUAAAGAUGUAGGCCGGUGUAUAUAUAAAACACAAUAUUUCGAACUGAUCAGCACACCUUGUUUACAUUUUACUGUUGAAUGAUAUGUUACUUACAAUGCGUAAAAAGACUCUAAUUCCCUUUUCAUCCAUAUGGACUUUCAAGUUAAAGAGGGAAAUGUACUGCAGGAUCUUCAGAGAUGCAGUUGUCAAAAAAUACUUGUCUCUCUGCAGAAUGGGUUUGGCAAGUUCAGCGAUUGUCAAAAUUGUAGUUAGUGAUAAGAUAACCUGUAUAGGUUAUUGGACAGAUGGGUAAAAUGUCCCUGUAGCAUGGGGAUAAUUGAUUGCAUGAUUCUCUCACUGAGAGAUGUUAAACUCUGGGUAGAAUGUGCAUGCCUUUAAUUCUGUGAGUGUUCAUUGCAUUCCACACCUUACAAUCACUCAAAGGAUUAAUCCACUAUUCAUCAGACAUCAAAUGGGGCUAAAGGGGCAUCCUUUUUCUAAUGAACUUGAUUUGUGAAAGUAACUGUUUUAUAUUUCUUUUCAUAUGAGGGAAAGGGGGAAAAAAAGCUUUUUUUUAAUAAAAUCAAUGUUUUUGUUUGUGGGAGUUUUUGCACUGUGAUCAGCCUUCUAUUUGUGUAUGUGGUAGAUAGAGGGCUCUUUUUCUUGUUUAAUUAUUUCUUUGUACUCAGUCUUAAUUUCAAUAAAAGUGUGAAUCUUUUGGAGUUUUAU
Molecule: messenger RNA, 19593 nt
Organism: Pelobates cultripes (western spadefoot toad)
Lineage: Eukaryota; Metazoa; Chordata; Amphibia; Anura; Pelobatidae
Source: the annotation of a GenBank genome assembly